This is a messenger RNA of Mus caroli (Ryukyu mouse), 3576 nucleotides long. It is a transcript of the gene Ceacam1, whose product is annotated as CEA cell adhesion molecule 1. Gene Ontology annotation, biological process: signal transduction; regulation of immune system process. NCBI's taxonomy places the organism in Eukaryota, Metazoa, Chordata, Mammalia, Rodentia, Muridae. Gene Ontology annotation, cellular component: cell surface; plasma membrane. The record is from RefSeq and is a predicted model, not a curated record. Gene Ontology annotation, molecular function: protein tyrosine kinase binding.
AAGCAGGGCAGAUAUCNGGGCAGCCUGGCUUAGCAGUACUGUUGGAGAAGAGGCUAGCAGGCAGCAGAGACAUGGAGCUGGCCUCAGCACAUCUCCACAAAGGGCAGGUUCCCUGGGGAGGACUACUGCUCACAGCCUCACUUUUAGCCUCCUGGAGCCCUCCCACCACUGGCCAAGUCACCAUUGAGGCUAUGCCACCCCAGGUUGCUGAAGACAACGAUGUUCUUCUACUUGUUCACAAUCUGACACAGAGGCUUGCAUCCUUUGCCUGGUUCAAGGAAAACACUAUAUCUACAAACAAUGAAAUUACACGAUUUGUAACAGCCACUAAUGAGACUAUAACAGGGCCUGCAUACAGCGGCAGGGAGAUAAUAUACAGGAAUGGAUCCCUGCUCAUCCAAAGGGUCACCAAGAACUAUAUGGGAGUCUACAUACUAGAAAUGACAGAUGAACGCUAUCGUCGUACUGAGGCGACUGUGCAAUUUCAUGUAUACCCCCUAUUACUAAAGUCCAACAUCACAAGCAACAACUCCAAUCCCGUAGAGGGUGACGACUCCGUAUCAUUAACCUGUGAAUCUUACACUGACCCUGAUGAUAUAACCUACCUGUGGAGCAGAAAUGGUGAAAGCCUUUCAGAAGGUGACAGGCUGAAGCUGUCUGAGGGCAACAGGACUCUCACUUUACUCAAUGUCACGAGGAAUGACACAGGACCCUAUGUGUGUGAAACCCGGAACCCAGUGAGUGUCAACCGAAGUGACCCAUUCAGCCUGAACAUUAUCUAUGGUCCGGACACCCCGAUUAUAUCCCCCUCAGAUAUUUAUUUGCAUCCAGGGUCAAACCUCAACCUCUCCUGCCAUGCAGCCUCUAACCCACCUGCACAGUACUUUUGGCUUAUCAAUGAGAAGCCCCAUGCAUCCUCCCAAGAGCUCUUUAUCCCCAACAUCACUACUAAUAAUAGCGGAACCUAUACCUGCUUCGUCAAUAACUCUGUCACUGGCCUCAAUAGGACCACAGUCAAGAACAUUACAGUCCUUGAGCCAUUGAGUAAGCCCACCCUCAAAGUCACCAACACCACAGUCAAAGAACUAGACUCUGUGACCCUGACCUGCGUGUUGAAUGACAUUGGAGCCAACAUCCGGUGGCUCUUCAAUAGCCAGAGUCUUCAGCUCACAGAGAGAAUGACACUCUCCCAGAACGACAGCAUCCUCAGAAUAGACCCUAUUAAGAGGGAAGAUGCCGGCGAGUAUCAGUGUGAAAUCUCGAAUCCAGUCAGCGUCGAGAUAAGCAACUCAAUCAAGAUGGACGUACUAUUUGAUCCAACACAAGGAGGCCUCUCAGGUGGCGCCAUUGCUGGCAUCGUGAUUGGAGCUGUGGCUGGGGUGGCUCUAAUAGCAGGGCUGGCAUAUUUCCUCUAUUCCAGGAAGUCUGGCGGGGGAAGUGACCAGCGAGAUCUCACAGAGCACAAACCCUCAACCUCCAACCACAAUCGGGCUCCUUCUGACAACUCUCCUAACAAGGUGGAUGACGUCGCAUACACUGUCCUGAACUUCAAUGCCCAGCAACCCAACCAACCAACUUCAGCACCUUCAUCUCCAAGAUCCACAGAAACAGUUUAUUCAGAAGUAAAAAAGAAGUGAGCAUAAUCUGUCCGUCUGUCCUGCUGGCUGCACCAGUGAUGCAUUCCCAGAUUCUCUCCCUCACUGGAGGGUCUCUGCACACACACACACACACACACACACACACACACACACACACACACACUCACUCAUGCAUUCAUUCUAUUGACUCCUUCAGUGUCUAUAGAAGAAAAGGUGGAUCCUGGAGCCUACAGUUUGGCUGAGAGUGAGGUAUCAAAAUUUCUCACCCUUUCACUUUCCUGACCCAGAUUGUUUUAAAUUGACCUGUUCAGAGCACCUUCAUUCCACUCCCAACUCCAAGUCCUGCCCUGUCAGAGUCUGCCUUGACUUUCCUUCCAUAACCCUUGGAGGUCACCUAAGUGCUUAUGCCAAACAAAACAAAACAAACCAGAAGCAGGAAAUGGUCAGUCCCAUCUCUUUAAAGGCUGAUUGGAAGCCACCACACAUGAGAAGAUCAAACCUCCAUGGGCAAUCUACACACCCGACAACUGUCAUGCUUACCCAUCUGCAGCAUUGUCUCUGAACCUUGUGUCCUCACGCCUGAGCCCUUCUCACUCACAGCAACUAGAAAGGCUCUUUGGCAGCAACUGUAAGCAAACUUCUAGGCAGGAUUCAGAAGAAAAGACAACAUCUCUAACAUCCACCAGGAAGGUGCCCAAAAAGCAGAGCUGGUGACUUGGACUGACAGGCAUCUGGAGUGUGAAAAAGCAGCACAGAGCUAACCUUCGGAGAGUGCUGAAAUUAUUUGAAAAGAAGCCAUAUUUGGAGGUAUUGGAGUUUUCCUCUUUCAGAGAUGAUCCACUAUUUGAAAAUUGUAGCUACUGAAUUGCCUCUCACUUUGCCUAAGGGCCACUAGAUUUCUGUCUCCCUUGGCCUCUCAAGCCCUUUUGAUCAUGAGUUCCAAACCAAAAAUAUAUAAAUGAACAGCGAGGCAGUCCCUUGCAGAACCACUGUCAUGGGUCAGGCUAAGUCUCCUGCUUUUCUGAAUUAGUCAAGAAAAGCCUUGGUUUCCCUUUUUCCAUCUUUUAAUCUUGUCUUUCAGAUACUGGCCAGAGCCUGGACACUCUUCCUCUGCGAUCUCCAGCUUGUCUGCCUUCUUGUGUUUCUUCUAAACUCUAACAAAGACUGUUCUCACCUUCAAAACAUAAAAUAUUUACAAGCAUUUCACAUCCCCACCAAAGCUAGGUUUCUGGAAACCCAGGACCAGCCUCCAACUGCCCUUCUGCAGUGUUGCUGCCUCUGUUUCCCUUUCUUUUUGACUUUUUUUCCUUCUUUUGAGACAGAGUUCCAGCAUGGAGCCUGUGCAGGUUUCAAUCCCACAGUAACACCUUCUACAGCACCCCAACUGCUGAGACUGCAGCCCAGGCCACCAGGCCUGGCUACCUGGACAUUGUCUGUCCUGCACUCUCAGGAAACCUUGGCCUCUGCUAUGUCUGUUUGGCUCAUGUGAAGUGUGCCCUUAAAGGAAUGCAGUCACCCAUGCCAGAGGCAUUGUUUACAGCCUGGAAUGCUGUGCACUUCCAGUGGGCCAGUGCUCCACCGGAAGUGGGGUGUUAGCAGGGUCCUCUCACCCGGCCCUGGCCUUUCUGUAGCCUUGAAUCCUGCCUUCUCCACCAGGGCACCAGGGAUGAGUGCAGCAGCAGGAGGAAAGGCAAAUAGUCGCUUCAGGAACCUUCUGAGCUAAGGCACACCCUCUGUGCCUGUUAAGCAAAGGUUGUAUUGGAUAUCAAGUGUUUGGUCUCAUGCCAAGCCAACAGGCUUUGGAGAGAAUUGAUUAGUUCUCCUACUCAGGGAUUUCUUUCAGUCCUAACACAGCCUGUGUAUAUUUUGCUUCACCCACACAAUGCUGGAUUAUUUAAAUUUGCCCAGCUAAAGCCAAAUCUGAGUUACUUGUAAAUUUGCUCUAUGUUCAUAAUAAAAAUUUAUUAUAUAUCACUGA